Molecule: messenger RNA, 4565 nt
Organism: Penicillium brasilianum
Lineage: Eukaryota; Fungi; Ascomycota; Eurotiomycetes; Eurotiales; Aspergillaceae
Source: the annotation of a GenBank genome assembly
CAACUACGACGUAGAAUCUCAUAUCGCACAUUGACCGAGUCUAGACCUGUCUAUGAGCUUGCUGCGAUGGGGCUAGGUGCUGGGUAUUAUCCGAGAGACGUUGCCGACUCGGUGCCAUCCUUCCACGGUUACAACGCCGUAGUUGGUAAUCUGCAGCUCCUAUUCGGAAACGUCGCUUUGACAAUAGCCCUAUCCAGUUUCGGAAUCUUCGGCCUUUCGAUCUGGUCAAUCACCAAAUUAUGGACUCGGCCGGAGAAGAAGAUUACAGUUCUCGGCGGACCCUUAGCGAUUACAAAAUUGGUCCUCUAUACACUGCUCGUCAUUUUCUAUUUAGCAUUCCUCAUCACCACCACCCAGCUCGAUAUCGGUAGCGCCUCCACUCGACGUUAUUCGAUCUCCGCCGCGGCGGUGCAACUGUGUUGUUCAGUAUCGCUGGGCCUCAGCGCGCUAGUGAGCCAUGUAUGGGGGAUCCGAUCAUCGUCCUUUGCGCAGUUAUUUCUCGUCGCUUGGACCACCACAGACAUUGCCCGGAUCGUCCUUCUGACAGAGGAGCCGCUGAACGCAGACGGUCAUGCAUCCUAUCUCGGCCUUGCAUCCGCGAUCAUAGCGGUCAAGAUAGUCUUGCUCACUGUCGAGGAACUGAGCAGGAGGUCGCUACUAAAAGAUCCCUACAGUAAAUACCCAACCGAGGCGUUGAGUGGAAUCAUCAAUCGCGCCUUCAUGUUCUGGCUUAACCCGCUGAUGUGGCGUGGCGUUGCCGGAGAGCCGCUAUCGCUGUCCGAGAUGGUCGACUGCGAACAUGAAUUCAAGAGCGAGGGACUUUCGGCGACGCUGAAUAUAAUCUGGGAGAAACAUGUUACCCCGAAAAGCAAGCACAACCUCUUCCUGACCCUGGCGUGGCAGUUCCGAUGGCUAUUUAUUGUUCCGACCCCAACACGAUUUGCGCAGGCCGCUUUCCAAUUCCUACAGCCGUUUUUGAUUGAGCGGACAUUGGCCUGGUAUCAGAACCAAGGGGAUGGCAAUGAACCCCGGAGCGUGGGAGGGGGCCUCAUCCUUGCGUAUGGCCUGGUAUACCUCGGAGUGGCAAUCUCCACGGCGUACAGUCAGUAUCAGAUAGUGCGCUUCAUCACUGCUAUUCGAGGCAGCCUUGUCUCGCUCAUCUUUCGGAAAUCGCUAGAGCUUCCCAAGUCCGACAUGGCACCACUCACUCUGAUGAGUACCGACGUAGAGCGCAUCGUGCAAGGAAUGCAGUAUGUGCACGAGGUAUUCGUCAGCUUCUUCACCUUGGGUGUGGCGCUGUGGCUGCUUGAGCGGCAGCUAGGGGUUGGUGCCAUUGCGCCGAUUGUGGUCACGGUUGGUAGCAUGCUAGUAAUCGGAGCCUUUGGCAAAAAGAUUGGCAGUGCGCAGAAGCGCUGGGUUGAAUCAGUCGAGAAGCGUGUCGGGGUCACAACCCAGAUCCUGACAUCAAUGAAGAGUAUCAAGAUGUCUGGACUUGCCAGAUACUCGGGAGCACUUAUGCAAUCUCUUCGAGAGGCUGAAUUGGUGAUUUCCCUAAGCAUGCGACGCUUUUUGACCGUUGGAAUAGGUCUUUCGUUCGCAACACCUGCCUUGGCUCCCGUCGUGGGGUACGCAGUGUACAUCGCAGUGGCGUCGCACCAUGGAGACACACUUCUGGCUUCAAAGGCGUUCCAGGCGCUUGCGAUAUUCACCCUCCUGAGCAACCCACUUGGAAUUCUCAUCCAGACAUUACCAGAUGUGAUUGGAAUGCUUGCCUGCUUUGAUCGUAUUGGAAAGUUUCUUCAGAGCGAGGCCCGAAGCGACAAUAGACGCUUGAUCGACUCGCCCUCGAUGUCGACGGAAAAGAUGCCAUUCGGUGACAGUAGGGCCGACAGUGACGGGCGCUCUUCGUUGACACUGGGCAGUGAAUUAAUCACGAUCGUAGAGGGCAAAUUCUGGCGCGAGGCAGAGAGCGAACCCGUAUUACAAGACAUCAACCUGCACAUCAAGAGCGGAACUCUGACUCUGGUUGAAGGCCCCUCUGGUUCGGGAAAAACAACCCUUCUAGAGGCCCUUCUCAGGGAAUUACCACCUCCCUCGAGCCCCAUUCAGGUUGCUUCUGGGUUUGAUAUUCAGAACGGUAUUGCGUACUGCUCGCAACAACCGUGGCUGCGUAAUGACACGGUGCGAGGCAAUAUUGUGGGCAACAUGCCGUACAACGAAGCAUGGUAUAGGUCGGUCCUCUAUGCAUGCGCGCUGGACGGGGUCAUCCACAAACUAAACCCGGGGCUCGUUGGAAAUGGAGGCACAACGCUCAGCGGUGGCCAGAAGCAGCGCAUUGCGUUGGCCCGUGGGGUCUACUCCCGACGGCCACUACUUCUUCUGGAUGACUCCCUCGCUGGACUAGACCAUCUCUCCGAACAGCAUAUCGUUGAUCGACUACUGGGGCCCAUGGGUUUACUGAGACAAUUGGGGACAACUGUCGUCUUCGCCUCACAAACAGCCAAGCACCAAAGCCUCACCGAUCAGGUCAUAUCCCUGCGUGGUGACGGCAGAAUGCUCGACCGCGAAUCCCCAAUCAGUCCAGACAGAGACUCGUGCGAGGAGAUUGUGGCAUCUAACAAGCCUCCGAAUACGGGUAGCAUCCCGCUGGCGCAAAACCCCGUUGCCUUCGCUCUGGAGGCUAGAUUCGAGACCGCAGCCACUGAUCCUCGCGACCGUCGGAAGGGCGAACUGGACGCAUAUCUCUACUAUUUCGCUUCGCUGGGUCGGAGAAAGCUCAGCCUGUCGAUUGGCUUGGUCCUCUCGUUUGUCUUCUUCAGCAAUUUCCCUCAAAUAUGGCUGGAGUGGUGGACGGAGUCCAACGUUGAUCAUCCCAACAACAGGCUCGGAUAUUGGAUUGGAGUGUAUGCCCUCUUUGGGGCCCUGGCAAUUCUGUCGAUAAUUCUUGCCUGCUGGCUCAUGAUAUGCAACAUGGUCAAGGAUUCUGCAGAAUCUCUGCAUUUGACCCUGGUUCAAACAGUGGAACGGGCCGUGGUGUCCGUAUUCUCGUCGACUGAUCCGGGACUUAUGAUCAACCGCUUCAGCCAGGAUAUGUCCCUGGUCGACAUGGAACUACCUAUGGCGUUUGCUAACACCGUCAUCACUUUCAUGACCUGCAUCACACAGAUCAUUAUCAUCGCCGUCUCCUCGCGGUACCUGGGUGCUACGAUUCCCUUCGUCCUUGCCGUGUUCAUCUUCACUCAGCGGCUCUACAUCCGAACCUCCCGACAACUGCGAUUUCUCGACAUUGAAGCCAAAGGUCCUCUAUACACCGAGUUUAUCGAGCUCCUGAAUGGGCUUCCUGUGGUCAGGGCAUUCAACAUGCAAGACGCUUUCAAGCGACGCCUCGCUGCGGCACUCGAUACUUCUCAGAAGCCAUUCUACCUCCUCUUCUGCGUACAGCGAUGGCUCGGCCUAGUGCUCAAUCUGGUUAAUCUGGGCCUGGCGCUGUUCCUAAUCGGAGUUACGACUGCCACGCGUGGCAUCUCGGGGGGAUUUCUCGGCGUGGCACUGAUUAACCUGAUGAAUUUUGGACCUAGCUUGGCCGAUCUCGUCAAUGUGUGGUCCACACUAGAGACCAGUCUUGCUGCCGUGGAGCGUGUCAAGUUUUUCGCUGAGGAGACUCCGACGGAGUCAACAGAGACCCCUGUGCAGCUGGAGCAAGAGUGGCCACGAGCCGGAGAUAUCCAGUUUCUGGACGUGUCUCUGCGUUAUAGCCCCGACUCAGAUCCAGCUGUGAAUUCAUUGACACUCUCCAUUCCGGCCGGAACAAAACUUGCCAUUUGUGGCCAAAGCGGCAGCGGAAAAUCCACCCUUUGCAUGGCCCUUCUCCGCAUGCUAGAUCCUGUUGGUGGCGCGAUCCUGAUCGACGGACAAGAUAUAUCGCGUGUACCGCACCAGACACUACGCGCCGCCUUAUCCGUUGUGCCCCAAGAGCCGGCGAUCCUGGAGGGCUCAAUCCGCACGAACGUUGAUCCAGACAACAUCCACUCUGAUGAGGAGGUGGUCUCUGCACUCAAAAUGGCGGGACUCUGGGGGGCAGUCGAGGAACGAUUCUCCGUGGAGGACAAUACGUGUGCGGCGGGUCUGUCAGGCGGACAGAAACAGUUGCUUUGUCUUGCUCGAGCACUUGUGAAGGAGAGCCGGAUCCUGGUACUGGACGAGGCCACUGCUAGUGUUGACCACGCGACUGACAAGAUGGUCCAUGAGCUGGUGGAAAAGAAUCUGACUAACACCACUGUGAUUUCAGUGAUGCAUCGAUUGGAUCACAUGGCCGUAUAUGAUUUAGUUGCGGUGCUUGAUGACGGGGAACUGGUGGAGGUGGGAAGUCCAGAGCGUUUAUUCGAAGAUCCAGCGUCCAGGUUGUCACGGCUGGCGUUGGGCGGACUGUAGAAGGAAGAAACGUUUGUAUGUGCCAAUAGAGUCGAGAUAGUACACCAAUUGGCAUGCAUUUCAUUGCUGCUAGUUGCCCCGGCGAAAAUAUCCGCAAUUGAAUGUACACAGCUCUGUUGUGGCACUUGAAAAUU